Molecule: messenger RNA, 822 nt
Organism: Quercus lobata
Lineage: Eukaryota; Viridiplantae; Streptophyta; Magnoliopsida; Fagales; Fagaceae
Exons: 3
Coding region: 1-822 (273 amino acids)
Molecular function (GO): RNA-DNA hybrid ribonuclease activity; nucleic acid binding
Source: RefSeq, a predicted model, not a curated record
AUGCCUGUUAGUUUUCAUACUGACAGGGAUUCACUUAUUUGGCCGUGGACCUCAGAUGGAGUAUACUUGGUUAGGAGUGCUUACCAGAUUUUGGCUAAUGAUUCUCUCUUAUCCCAGGCAGGUUCAUCCAAUCCAGAUGACUCAAAGCCCUUGUGGAAUGGUAUCUGGAAACUCAAGGUCCCUAACAAAGUCAAGCACUUCAUGUGGCAGGCAGCAAAUGAAUCUCUACCUACAAAGUGCAACCUCUGUGCACGACAUGUCCUACUUGAAAGUAGUUGUGGAUUGUGCGAAGAGUUUCCAAAAGACGUCAUACAUUGCCUAUGGCUGUGUGAUCACGUCAAGUGUAUUUGGCUCUCAGAUCAAACCUUCCACUACCCACGUACAAGGAAGUUUAGAUGCUUUGGUGACUUGGUGUCCUUUGUGUUAUCAGAAUUACCAUCAGGUACUGCUGCGCUAUUUUCUAUGGAAUUUACUGAUGUUCAAGACACUCCUGUACGGUCUGCUAUUCCUCGGGUGGAGGCGAGAUGGAAGCCACCUAGUGCCGGGCUUUUCAAGAUCAAUUUCAACGGAGCUGUGUUUGCGGAUAGGUCGUUGGCUGGGCUGGGUAUUGUCAUCCGCGAUGAGUUCGGGCUAAUCAUCGUGACCCUUAGUCAGAAAAUCCCUUUGCCAAGCUCAGUGGAAUUGGUGGAAGCUCUGGCAGCACGGUGUGCUCUUAUUUUCGCCCAAGAGAUCAACAUCUUCAAGGCCGAGGUGGAAGGGGACUCCUUGAAAGUCAUUCAGAUACCCAUAGUAGAGGCCAUUUGUCUUGGUGGGUUACUUUAA